UCGCUAAGUUGCAGAAGCAGGUGAAGGCGGUGUACGAUGCUGCCGUUGUUGCCGCUUUUGCCGCCGACGGGGAGCCUCCGAUGCGGACCGAGGGGAUGGAGAAGGCUAUCGCGCUCAGGCUCAGGGACGAGGCCCGCGCCGCUGUUCAAAAGCUGCGCGGUUUGAAGGCGAAGAGGAAGCAGCUCAACGAGAUGAUUGACUUCCUCAAGGCGCAGUCGGACUUGGUUGCAGAGUGGGUCAUCGAGAUGCAGGCGAAGCGCCUAGUCACCGAGGCCCUCAUAGUGGAACUGAAGGACCCGUCUUCUGGCUGGCUGGAGGGGAAGUGGAGGCCGUCACUUGCCCAGAUGAUGCAGGCUGCAGGGGAGCCGCUGCCGGACGAGAACGACCAGAGUGCGUUCUACUUGGACGAGAUCCCUUCCUCGGUCCCUUCCUCGGUGGAAGAACCGCAGGCGCAGGGGCCACCAGUGGACAUCGACGACGCCGAAUUCUUCUGCAGCGAAGACUUCGAGCCCCCCAGUGCGCCUCCCCUGCGGCCGGCCUUUAAGUUCCGGCCACGGAGGCCUCGGCGAGACUUCAACUCGUCGCCCCUGCCACCGUCGUCCCCUCCCGUCUCGGAUCCAUUGCCUGCCGUCGAGCAAAGCCCGGAGCCGGUGACCCCCCCUCGACGUACUCGAGGUGCUGUACCGCGGAGAAGGCAGCCCGAUUCGGACGACCUCGACGGCGAAUCCUUCGAGUCCCCUGACAGUGGAAGGCGCCCGAAGGCUUUUCAUCCAUCGAGGAUGGUUGACGAGGCCGGGCGAGGUCCGACUGGUUCGCUGCGGCCUGCACGCUUUACGCCCCAGUCGCACCGUCCGUCUUUCG
Messenger RNA from Fomitopsis serialis, 861 nucleotides. RefSeq lists its product as uncharacterized. Lineage: Eukaryota; Fungi; Basidiomycota; Agaricomycetes; Polyporales; Fomitopsidaceae. The annotation marks the transcript as partial. The transcript is spliced from 2 exons. The record is from RefSeq and is a predicted model, not a curated record.